AUGACUGACCUUCGAGUAAAUAAACCAAAGUUUUUUACCACAGCAAAAAAAGGUGAAAACUAUGAGCUUCGAGCUGAUCUUAACAGUGAAUAUCGAGAUCGUCGUAAAGAUGCAAUUAAAAAAGUGAUUGCUAAUAUGACAGUUGGAAAAGAUGUUUCGGGAUUAUUUCCUGAAGUUUUAAAAAAUAUGCAAACAGAAGAUUUAGAACAAAAGAAACUGGUAUAUUUAUAUUUGAUGAAUUAUGCAAAGACUCAACCUGAGUUGGUUAUUUUGGCUGUAAAUACUUUUGUAAAGGACACGGAUGAUAGUAAUCCAUUAAUUCGUGCACUGGCUAUUAGAACCAUGGGAUGUAUUCGAGUAGAAAAAAUUAUUGAUUAUCUUUGUGAGCCAUUGAGGAAAUGUUUAAAGGAUGAUGAUCCUUAUGUUAGAAAAACUGCUUCGAUUUGUGUUGCUAAAUUAUAUGAUUUAAACCCCGAGUUAGCUAUUGAAAAUGGGUUUGUUUCCUUGCUACAAGACAUGGUUUCAGAUUCAAAUCCAAUGGUAAAGAUGGAUAAUGAUGUUGUAGCUAAUGCUAUAACUGCACUUGCUGAAAUAAAUGAGGCAUCAACUACAAAAGAUUUAUUUAUUAUUAACACAUCAACACUUACAAAAUUAUUAGCAGCAUUAAACGUGUGUACAGAAUGGGGCAGGAUUGCUAUAUUAACAGCAUUAGCAGAUUUUAAACCAGCUGAUAGUAAAGAAGCUGAACAUAUAGUUGAACGUGUUAUUCCACAAUUCCAGCAUGCUAAUGCAAGUGUAGUAUUAUCAGCAAUUAAGAUGGCACCACCUUUAGUCACAUUGUUAUCCUCGGCCCCAGAAGUGCAAUAUGUUGCAUUAAGAAAUAUAAACCUUAUUUUACAAAAACAACAUGACAUUUUACAAAAUGAAAUUAGAGUUUUCUUUUGUAAAUAUAAUGAUCCACCUUACAUAAAAUUGGAAAAAUUGGAAAUUAUGAUAAAAUUAGCUAGUGAAAAAAAUGUAGACCAAUUAUUAUCUGAACUAAAAGAAUAUGCUUCUGAAGUUGAUGUUGAUAUUGUGAGAAAAUCUGUUAGAGUUAUUGGACAGUGCGCAAUUAAAAUUGAUGAGACGUCUGAAAGAUGUGUUAAUGUUUUAUUAGAUUUGAUAAAUACAAGAGUGAAUUAUGUGGUUCAGGAAGCAAUAGUAGUUAUUAAAGAUAUAUUCCGGAAAUAUCCUCACAAAUAUGAGGGAAUCAUUCCAACACUAUGUGAAAAUUUAGAUGCAUUAGACGAACCAGAAGCAAAGGCUUCGCUUAUUUGGAUCAUCGGAGAAUAUGCUGAAAAAAUAGAAAAUGCCCAUGAUUUAAUUCUUACGUUUUUGGAUACUUUUCGCGAUGAAAGUUCCCAGGUACAAUUACAACUAGUUACUGCAACAAUUAAAUUAUUUCUAAAAAAACCACAAACUACUCCAGAUACAUCUGUAGUUUUAUCUGAUAAACCACCAAUAUCAGUACAAAGUAAUUCAAUGUCAGGGCCUCUUUUGGAGGAAUUAAUUAAUAAUAUUUCUACAUUGGCAAGUGUAUAUCAUAAACCCCCAGAAACAUUUAUUGGAAAAGGUAGAUUUGGAGCUGAUGCUGUUCAAAAGAAAGCCAUUGAGGAACAAGAAGAAGCUUCAAAUGAAUCAUCUAUUCGAAUGCAAGUUAAAACUAACGUUGAAAAUUUGUUGGAUCUUGAUUAUGAUGAUAGUUUAUUUGGAGAUGAUACCUCAUCUACAAGCCAAUCAACAACGUCAAAUCCAAACAAUAAUAGUAAUAUAUCAAAUGAUUUGAACAGAAGUUUACAACAACAAUUGAAUGAAAAGAAUAGAGAAAUAAGUGACUUGAAAAAUGAGGUCAAAAAAGAAAAAGGCAAUACAAAAACCGAUCAUGAAAUUUAUCAAAAACCAAUCAAAGCACAAAAGAAAGAAAUCUAA
Messenger RNA from Entrophospora candida, 1968 nucleotides. The record is from the annotation of a GenBank genome assembly. NCBI's taxonomy places the organism in Eukaryota, Fungi, Glomeromycota, Glomeromycetes, Entrophosporales, Entrophosporaceae.